Lolium perenne is the source of this 490-nucleotide messenger RNA. RefSeq lists its product as uncharacterized. NCBI's taxonomy places the organism in Eukaryota, Viridiplantae, Streptophyta, Magnoliopsida, Poales, Poaceae. The record is from RefSeq and is a predicted model, not a curated record.
AAUUACUAUAGUAUAUAAAGACCAGGCAGAGCGAAAAGCGAAAUGCACACACUCUGCUUCCAAUUCCAAGCGAUCUCAUCUAGUCUGGCCAUGUCGUCGUCGUCGUUUUCACUGCCGUCGGAGCCGCCAUCGCCGAACAUGGUCGGCGUCUGGCUCUGCCAGAUCUCCUCCCGGCUGCACGGCGGGCGCACCGAGCUCGAGGCGUCCAGCAAGAACGGCGCGCAGGCCAAGAAGGAGAAGGCAGCCGAUGCAGCUGCGAUCGGGGCCAAGGAUGGCCUGCCGGUGGUGGCGACGUGCCGCGGCGGCGCGGGCGCGGUUAUGCCGGAGGCCACCGUCUGCCUCCUCCUCGACCGGUUCGCGCCAAGCUGAUGAUGCUUCAGCCUCGCUGAUGCACGGCGUGCUUUGUGUUUUUAUGGUUCUACUACGUUUUGUACAUACGGAUCGUCUUGCCUGUUGUUUUUGGUUUAAUAUUUCCCUGUUUUGCUGUUCC